Fraxinus pennsylvanica is the source of this 483-nucleotide messenger RNA. The record is from the annotation of a GenBank genome assembly. Lineage: Eukaryota; Viridiplantae; Streptophyta; Magnoliopsida; Lamiales; Oleaceae.
AUGUGGAAAUAUGGAGGAGGAAUUGACCAUGCAGAUUCUUUUCGAAUUUCCAAGGCGGAUUUUGCGAACUGGGAGAAAAAGUGCCAGUGUUUGAAGACUGAAAGUGCUAAUGCAGAAUCCUGCGGAACUUCGAUUGGCCCAUUGAAUGAUAUCCACAAUGAACUGAACUGUGCUUCUGUUAAUAGUUUUGAUAAAACUCAUGUCCAGUCUUUUGAUUUUAACACCUCAAAUAGUGUUGUGCCUUUACAAAGCUAUACAAAUGAGAGAUCUCAGGUAUCUUACUCUGAUUUAUCUCAAGUCUCAGAGGCUGGCCCUCCUCUACACAUUAUGCUUGGGGGAACACGAGUAGGAGAUGCACAUGUCUUGAAGAAUUCAGCAGGUUAUGUUGGAUAUCAACAUUCAUUCAACACUGUUGCUGAGGAAUGCUCAUCAUCUGAUUAUGUCAUUAAAGGAUCUGUGAGUUUAUUGUUAGCAUACUCUUAA